UUGCGGGGUGAUGGGGCCCAGCUAGCUGAUCACACACACUCGGCGCUAGCGCUCGCGAGAGAAACUGCUGUCACUGAGCGCCAGGUGCUUGGCCUAGUUUCGGCUAUAAAAAGCCGAAUGGGGCUUCCAGGACUAUGCACUUUUGCUGGCAGCAGUAUGCAGCCACUACCAUCGGCUCAGUCUGGCGGCUGUCUUCAUUUGGACUAGGUGCACCUCGACUCGUCGGGCUCCAUGGUGGUGAUUACAGCGUAUUACCAUAUUUAAUUCUUCGUCAACCUUUGGACACCUUAGACGUGGAGGUCCUCAGUGCUAUAGCAGUCGGCUCUUGUAUUAAGAUAAACCGAAGAGAUUCUCCCAAUAUAUUUCGGCGACAUGAUGGCCACCGAAAUGGCAGUGGGAUUUGGCCAGGGCAUGUCGGCAGCCAGUUUCGGCCACAACUUCCCGCUACACCCCCACCAUCCGAUGGGUGGGUACGAUUACUACGCCCAACCGAGGAACUACCAAGAUCACGUGAUGAUGGGUCACCGGCAACAGCAGGAUGAGGAAGAGGAGGACAUUGAAGAUGAAGAUAUUGACGAGGAAAGUGAGAACGAGUCCAUGUACACCUCAGCGGACAUGGACUCGGAAAUUGCCAGUGAGGAUCUGGCUGAGCCCGAGCCAAACGUUGCCGAGCAGCUUUUGGAGUUCGCCGAGGCCGUCAAUCGAGACAUCCAGAAGUACUUUGGCCGAAAGAAAAGUGCACACGAACCCGAGUCGGUGGGCACGUUAUACGAGGAUCGCUUCGCCUCGGGGAAAUCAGGCAGGGAGUUGUACUACGCGGAUUUACUGAGGGUGGCGCAGAAUGGCGACGCGGCAGAGCCCUACACCACCGGGCGCAGCCGGAGAACUGAUUCUUCCGUAUCGCCCCGUACAUCUACAUCAUCGGCAUCUACCGAAAACGCCGAUGUUACCAACGCGAACUAUUCCUGCAAAAAGGGGCUGGGGCCCCUGAAGGAGCUGUUUGACUUCGCUAUAGGAGGCUGUGUGGACAGCGUGAACAACGACCGUCACGGCGGCCAAUGGCAGCGUCAAGGCUCCUCUCAGAAAUGUCUUCAAACCUUACCGUGGAGGAAACGAGCCCUACCCAGUAGCUUCUUCAUGGAGCCCGGUGCCCGUGACCAGUCCCGAACGGGUGGGGCUGGUAACGUCGGUUAUGGCCCCCAUGUUACCAUGAUAACAGAACACGAGACACCAGACUUUAGUGAUCUCGUUGCCAACUUUACCUCCGAUUACGACAGUCAGAUCACGGCAACAACCAUUAGUCACUGAUACAUGACAUUAAUGCCCCUGUUAAUACAUCGGUUUCCUCAACGCCAUUACCGUAUGUUGCAUGAAAAUGACCGCUGUCGUGUGAACACGUGAAUCGAGGGUCAUGUAAGCGGAGAGGCAGGGUUGUGAUAUCCAUCAUUAUGAAUCCAUCGCGUUCACUGCCACCCCCCUUUUUCUCAGAGGCAACUUCAGUUUAACCGAUCUGAGAAUUGAUGGAUUAUUGACUAAGCUGUUUGUAUUUAUUUUUAAAGCUCUGAUGACGCCAAGUUUCCGAAUUUUGGAUCAACAGCAAUUAUUCUCAUUCGCUGAACUUUCCUCUGAAUUCAAAAAGCGGAUAAAGUCAAUUUUGAAUUAAACUUACUUUAUGUAAAAUU
Acanthaster planci (crown-of-thorns starfish) is the source of this 1682-nucleotide messenger RNA. Its product is annotated as protein PERCC1-like. The record is from RefSeq and is a predicted model, not a curated record. Lineage: Eukaryota; Metazoa; Echinodermata; Asteroidea; Valvatida; Acanthasteridae.